UUUUUUUUUUUUUAAAUAGAGUUUGGAAUGUGGCAAAGAUAGGAUUGAUGUAUAGGUAUGCACCAUGUGAAUGGUGUUGGGCUCUGGGUGUGUUUUUUGGUCACAUGUUGGAGCCAUGCUUAGAGUUUGAGAGAGUUGAAUAUCAAGUUUGGAUUGUUUGAUGGUGUUACACAAUAAUUUGAAUGACAUUAGUGUGAUGGAAUUGAUCCGCUGAGAUCCGAUAGCACUGUACGACAAUGUACUGUGCCUCGCAUAUUGACGUUUCAUUUCUUUCCUUCCCUUUCCUUUCCCUUGUCUGUUGGCAAACAUGGUAUAGUUGUGCUCCGUUUACUUAACUCUUGAGUAGGGCCAAAGUCAACUAAACGCCAAAAUAUCAUAGCAAUUAGCGAAGGGGAAACAGAACAUCAACGACAUGUCGUCACAACUCAAGAGGCAAACACAAUAAUUUAAAUUCCCCAAAAAACGUUCUAGCCUUCUAGGGUUCUUGUCAGCAGCGGUUCCUAAUUCCCGCACCAAAUCAAUGAAACUUGCAGGCCUAAAAUCCGUAGAGAACGCGCACGACGAGUCUGUAUGGGCUGCCACGUGGGUCCCUGCCACCACCACCCGACCAGCGCUUCUUCUCACCGGAUCGCUUGACGAGACUGUCAAGCUUUGGAAGCCCGACGAGCUUAACCUUGAGCGCACCAACACCGGACACUGCCUCGGUGUCGUCGCCGUGGCUGCACAUCCCUCAGGCGUCAUCGCUGCGUCUGCGUCGCUUGAUAGCUUCGUUCGAGUCUUCGAUGUCGAUACUAAUGCUAGCAUUGCGACUCUCGAAGCUCCACCGUCGGAAGUGUGGCAAAUGCGGUUUGAUCCCAAGGGUACCACUCUUGCAGUUGCUGGCGGAGGUAGUGCAUCAGUCAAGCUUUGGGACACUGCUACAUGGAAACUGAUUGCCUCCCUAUCUAUUCCUCGUCCAGAAGGACCCAAGCCUUCAGAUAAGAAUAGCAGUAAGAAGUUUGUCUUGUCAGUUGCAUGGAGUCCUGAUGGGAAAAGGCUUGCUUGUGGCUCGAUGGAUGGCACUAUUUCUGUUUUUGAUGUAGCUCGAGCAAAAUUUCUACAUCAUCUGGAAGGUCAUUUCAUGCCUGUGCGCUCUCUUGUGUAUUCUCCUAUAGAUCCUCGGGUGCUCUUCUCUGGAUCAGAUGAUGCUCAUGUGCACAUGUAUGAUGCCGAGGGGAAAAGCCUGGUUACAGCAAUGUCAGGUCAUGCAAGCUGGGUAUUAAGUGUUGAUGCAAGCCCUGAUGGGGCUGCUAUUGCAACAGGCUCAAGUGAUAGAACCGUGAGGCUAUGGGAUCUCAACAUGAGGGCUGCUGUGCAGACAAUGAGUAAUCAUGCAGACCAGGUCUGGGGAGUGGCAUUUCGGCCACCUGGAGGGACUGUUGUCCGUGCUGGUCGGCUAGCUAGUGUAUCAGAUGACAAAAGUAUAUCACUCUAUGAUUACUCCUGAGCAUACAUGGUAUGUUGGGUGUAAAAGCAUCAAGCACCUGUUUCUGUUACAACUUACAAGAUUCACUGCUGCUUUUUUUGUUAUUUAUCAAACUGAACUCAGAGAAAUGUUUGGUUGUUGAUUCUUUUAUCUUACAUUUAAUUUGUCUUUGCUUGA
Molecule: messenger RNA, 1642 nt
Organism: Hevea brasiliensis (rubber tree)
Lineage: Eukaryota; Viridiplantae; Streptophyta; Magnoliopsida; Malpighiales; Euphorbiaceae
Product: WD repeat-containing protein VIP3
Exons: 2
Coding region: 521-1486 (321 amino acids)
Cellular component (GO): Cdc73/Paf1 complex
Molecular function (GO): protein binding
Source: RefSeq, a predicted model, not a curated record